CACCGCUCUCCAAACUAGCACUUGGACCAAUGUUAUACCAGAGCAAACCACCACAUACACUAUCAACUUCCCACUUACUACCAUGGCCACCGUUACUCUGCCCAAUCUGCGGGUCUUCCGUCGCCAACAAGAAUCAAUAUCGUCAGAAUUUGUAUGGGAUAACUCUAGCUCUACACUUAGCAGCGUGCUCUCGGAGAACAAUACACUGAGCGUGAGCUCAACCUCAGUAUCAAACAGCCAGAGUGAUCUUUCCCCUGCUCUACCUUCUCCAACGUCUUCUCUACCACCCCCAGUUGACCCUUCUCCUAUGUGUCCGACUGGUGGGAAGAUCGGCAAUCUUACAUUAGACUUUGAUGAUGUUAAAGCUGGCCCCCUUUUCAACCCUGCUCAUGAUAUUUGGUUCUCUGAAGGAUUCCUUAUUGCUCCUCCGUCGUCUCAAACAUCUCAAACCUACAUUCCUUCAUCCGGUGGCCAGCUUGUCGAAUUCGUGCCACCCUCUUUACCAUCUAUGGGCCGUUCUAAUGUAGGAGAUACUGCUGAGAUUGGUGUUGGUCCAAACGCUCCAAAUCCCUGUUUCAGAUUCGACUUUCAAGGCGCAAGUCUUGGCUGCGCGGCAGAUGGUGCCGAGAAAUGGUGUGAAUUUGAGUUAUCGGCGUAUCGAUACAACGAAAUUUUGGGAACAGAGGAGUCAAUAGCCUGGUCUGAGACAAGGCGUAUUCCAGCAUGCCCCAGCUUUCCUCAUGGGAACUGUCGACUGACGUCGGUAUCGUUUGACGGCUACACAAAUAUCACAUCUGUUUUGAUUACUCUACGUGUUGGCACUGAGUUGCGCGUCUGGUGGGGAGACGACUUCAAGUUUGGCUGGAGUGACAACACUUGUGAAGCCGCUGCCUGCCGCGCAGGUGUUGCUCCUCAGUCAGUCAAGCGUGAGACUAUUGAAUCAGUUGCUCGCCGAGGCGUCUGGCACUGGACUGCACGCGGACUGAAACGACUGGAUGAUGAAUACAUCUGGGAAUCGGUAUAAUAGGCCAUCAUUUGAGGAUUUCGGGAGGUAAUUAGGUGCGAUGAAUCGCAAGGAGAGAAUAUUUUGCAGUUUGUUUGUUUGUUUGUUGAUGGAAGCAAUUUGAACCUAGAUUUCUUGGCAAGCAGCAUAAUGUGGUUGUAGCUGCAGCACUAGAUGUAAUGGUAAAUGGCCGUGG
Messenger RNA from Trichoderma asperellum CBS 433.97, 1199 nucleotides. RefSeq lists its product as uncharacterized. The record is from RefSeq and is a predicted model, not a curated record. NCBI's taxonomy places the organism in Eukaryota, Fungi, Ascomycota, Sordariomycetes, Hypocreales, Hypocreaceae.